Molecule: messenger RNA, 5369 nt
Organism: Hydractinia symbiolongicarpus
Lineage: Eukaryota; Metazoa; Cnidaria; Hydrozoa; Anthoathecata; Hydractiniidae
Product: zinc finger protein 729-like
Exons: 5
Coding region: 263-4750 (1495 amino acids)
Biological process (GO): regulation of transcription by RNA polymerase II
Molecular function (GO): RNA polymerase II cis-regulatory region sequence-specific DNA binding; DNA-binding transcription factor activity
Source: RefSeq, a predicted model, not a curated record
AAAACAAGAACAAAUUAAAAAUGAAAUCAGUCAACCAAAUGAUAGCUAGAGACAUUGCUAGCGAGUUCUUGUGUAGGCUGCCUCUCUACACUAGCCUUGUUACUCGACCAACGCGCGCCUCUCCAUGGUCCCGCUGACUACAAUUUCCUUAUGGUGAAAAAUACUAGAUUUCUACGAGGACGAGUGCUGUUCUGUAAAUACGGUGAAAUUUUAUAGCUUUGCACGAGUCCGGUGUUGUGGCUGUCUUUUCUUCGCAAUAAAAAUGGAAAACACGAAAAGAAUAUUGCCAAAAGGUUGGGCAGACUCUGUCUCAUUGGUGGCGGAUAAAAUCUUGGAUUCCAAAGAAAAAAAUGGAGAGGCGGUGUACCUUGUUCAAUGGAAGUCAUCCUGGGAAACUGCUAAAACUUUAUUACCUUUUGAGGAGCUUAUUAAACAAUACUGGGAAGAAAAAAGAAAGGAUUGUGCUAUUUAUAAAGUGCACUUGAAUAAGUAUGCUAAACGCUACUAUGGUGGAAUGUCAUCGCAGCCAACCAUAAAAGUGCAAAAUGGCAAACUACACAAAGACCUGAUUUUCAGUAAAAAUCCUGUUACUGGUGAAAGUGAGUAUAUUGAAAAAGUGAUGACUUUACAAGGAAAGGAGGAAGUAACCAUUACUAAAGGAUUGCCACCUGAACCUAAUAUAAAAAAGAAAAGGGCUGAUAAUAUUGUGUGGGUGAAGCCAGGCGUGGUAAUAAGAAGUAUAGAUUAUCAAGAAACUUUUCCUAAAAGUGUAUUAACCAGAGAAAAGUGGGUUCAAACACCAUAUUCUUUUUUUCCUAAGAAAAUGCGAAACAUGAGCAUUCUGCUACGACAGGAUCCUCCCCAUUCUAAUAUUAGUGGCGUAGUACAGCUGAACAAUAAAAUAAGUAGAGGUAUAGUGACGGAAAUGUCCGUGCCUUCAAACACAAAUGAACAUUGCGGUGACAAAACUAUGACAAACACUUCGCCAGCCAAUUUCAUCAAAGUACCGAAAGAUCAACAACUGGUAUUUAUAAAGGCUGAGAAUCAAAACUCAGUAACAGCAGUAAGAACCGAGACACCAAUGUUAUGCAGUCUCCCUUCAGUAAGAUUGUUACCAAACAUCCUUCCAAAGCUUGGCGAGAUGUCUACACCAACUACAGAAAGUACAAAACCAACUUCUAAUGUAAUACCUGUGUUUGAGCCAAAAAGUUAUACAAUUAAUCCACCCGCUAACUUUGUGGCACCACGUUACGCCGUUCCUGUGCACCAGUUAUCAGUAUCAGUUCAAAAUAAUAUAUCAUGUCAAACGUCUUCUUCACCUAAAAUAGAAGAAAAAAACUCAAUGCAAGCAGUUAACCAGCCAAAUUCCAAUUCACUUCGUGAAGUACAAAUAACAAAAAGCGUUGGUACGAAAGCUUUUUCUUCUGCAAACGCUGCACAAAGUGAUGCUAGUCUGAUUCCACCGGUUGUGCAAGUCAUUCAUUUUGAGCCGUCUAAAGAUACCAAAGUAAGAAAAAUUAAUAGCAAAGAAGCUUCCAGAGCUUCCCAAUUGGAAUUGCACAGGAGAAUAUUGGAUAUUAUUCCUGAUCCAGAGGAUAUUAAAGUAAGUACAUGUAACAACAAAAAUGCUGAUGUUACUUCGGGACAAAAAACAAUGACAUCUUCUGAAGAAGAAAACAUAAGUACAAAAAUUCCAAAAAGCUCUGAUAGUUCCCGAAAUGUCACUCCUUUUAUUGCUGAAAGCAUCCCGUGCUUGAAUAAGGAGACAUCUAUCGUAACCACUUCCUUGGUGCAGCCUCAGUUGGGUUCAACAGAAGUAAAGCAGGACAUUGUACGUAGCAUGCCAAGAACAGAUAAUGACAAAAGUCAUACAAUUAUACCUAGCUCUGAUGACACAGGCAAAUUUAUGAAUGCUUUAGCUGUGCCUUUUGUCGCUACAAAAAAAGAUGAAUCCAACUUAACUAUGGGUGUACUUGGUGAAAUAGACAAGAAAACAGUGGAAGAAGAAGGUACAAUUGCUUUAAAUAAACAAAGCCCUGAAAUUAUUUCAACUUUUAAUAGUAAAGAAAUUGCCCCUGGUCAGAACGAACUAGAUAUCGAAGUAGCAACCUCAGCAGAUAAUUUACCUUCGGAAUUGGCUUCGUCAACCAUUACACCUUUAGAUUCUAAAGCAUCCACUGAAUCUACAGCAACAGACUUCUCAGAAAUCGAAGAAUCCGGUAUAGGUAAUGAUGAUAUUGAUUUUGAAAUGGAUAGUAUUGUUAAUCUCGAAGACGACGUUGACGAGACAGAGUUAGUGAAAGCCAUGCCUCCGAUGAGAAAUACUAAUAAACGAGCCUUGGAUGGAACGCAGAGUAUUAAUUUGAAAGAAAUACCAGAUAUCAUCGAAUUUGAGUAUGAGCCGUGGAAAGUUGCUAAUGAAGUAGAUGACAGUUUAACGUGUUUCACUACGAUUGAAAGUAAUUCACGAAUGCUGUUUAAAUGUGGCAAAUGUACUCGAACAUUUAAGCAAGAAAAAGGUGUAAUUUUCCACAUUCGUUAUAUUCAUUACGGUUGGUAUCCAUAUCGUUGUCCGCUUUGCAAGCAGGGUUAUCUUGAUCGACGAGAGAUUUAUAAACACAUGGACGCACAUCUUGGUAUCAAGCAGUAUCCUUGCAGUACCUGUGGUACAAUGUUUCUUAACACUGAAGAACUCAGGAAGCAUUACAAGGAGCAUUACUACGAGCGUAGAUUUCAAUGUGAUGUGUGUGGGGAGCGGUUUGGACGAAAAAGUGCUUUAGCGGGUCACCAGCUCAUUCAUGAUCUCAAAAAGCAAUUCGCUUGCGAAUAUUGUGCAAGGACUUUCACAUUUCUACAAGACUAUAAAACUCACGAGAGAAUACAUACAGGAGAGAAGCCAUACAAGUGUUCACAGUGCGAUAAAGCGUACAGGAGGAAAGAACAUCUUACGCAUCAUAUGUUUGUUCACACUGGCAAGUCCUUAUAUCAAUGUAAGAUCUGUGAAGAUUAUUUCCAAGUUAGAAAGCAGUUGAAUCAGCACUUAAAAUUCAAACACGAUGAUGUGGAAUUGUUAAAAAGUGUGUAUGACCACUUCUGUUCUCUUUGUUUUUCUGUUUUUGACAACAAACAAUACCUAGAUCGACACGAAAGAAAGAAACAUCUCGUCGAACUGAAGAAACGCGUCUACUGUCGUGUUUGUAAACUACCCUGCCAAACAUGGGCUGACAAAAGACGACACGAGUUCAAGUACCACAGUGAUGAAAAUAAAAAAGACCUUCCGAAAUCGAUCGAUGAAAUCGAUGUCGCAGGCAUGAAAUCUACGACAACCUCUGGCAACACAUCCCCUCGCAACACAUCCCCUGGCAUCAAAGAACUACCCGCAAUCAACAAAGAGAAUGACAAAUCUCAGCAUCAAUGUGUGCUGUGUGAUCGGCAUGCAACGAACUUAGUGAGCCUUGCCAAACAUUAUGAAACACAUUCUAAGACGGACGGAGAGAAGAACGAAGAAGAGAAGGAAGAAGAAAACAUCGAAAUCGUCGACAAUGCAAGCCAGCUAAAAUAUAAAUGCAGUUAUUGCAAUUUCGGAUUUAAAGAAUGUUCAGAAUUAUUUCAACAUGAAAAGAGUCAUAAAACUUACCCGCAAGGAAUUACCGACUGCUUCGACUGUUCCGUCAACUUUAAAUUCCCAGCAGGUUUGGUAAAACAUCUGGAAAGUGGACAUACAUCUUUCAAAUGGUCCAUCACAAACAUUAAUGAGCAAAAAGUAGAAAACGUAGAGAAAACUGCAUGCAAUAUAUGUGGAAAGAAAUGCACGGAAAGCUAUAUGGAAUGGCACAUGGCUUCUCAGCAUGGCCGGACUGAUAAUUUCUACAAAUGUUCCACAUGUGGCAUUUUGCUGCAGACGAAACGUGAGCUAGAAAGACACGGCCAUUUUAAGUGUCCGUACUGCUCAGAUCAAGUUAAAUCGCAUGCAAAACUUUUAAAACAUUUGAAAGAUUACCACACCUGUACGCACUGUGACGUAAACUAUGCAAGAACAGAGGAUUUGAAAGUUCAUCUACAUAUUAAACAUUUUAAUCGUAGUCCUAAAUGGAUAUAUACCUGUUUGCAGUGUCCCGAAACAUUUGUUUUUGUUAAUAAAGAUGAUCUUAAAUCUCAUUUCCGCAUCAAACACGAUAUUUCAGCCAAUCAAAUCGAGCGAAAGUCUUUCAAAAUGGUGUCCGCGGAAACUAAGCUGUAUGAAACAAUCGAGGAAGUUUUAAAUAAGACGGUUAAAUUUGACGACGACGUGUUAAAAAAGCCGGCGUUGCUGGAGUCGCAAAAUAAUACGCAAAAAGCGCAGGAUGACGGUGACGUUACUCUGGAGGGGAAGAAGACGACAAAGAAGAAGAAACACGACAAAAAGGAACAGGACAAAAAAGAACAAGAAAAGAAGAAACAAGUCUGUGCCACCUGUGAACUUGUGUUUGCUGACACGAAAGAAUUAGAGGAACACGUUCUUACUCACUCGAAAACCAAAGAGGUGGCGAUAACGAAAAUGUCUAUGUGCAAGAAAAGAAAAAAUCUGAAAACGACUGAAGAAAGUGAAAUGGCGGGUAGAAAGAAGAAGGCGAGUCCAGCUGAAACCGUCGAACCGAGAAAUAAAUUCAAGUGUAAGAUUUGUAACACGUUCUUUCCAACACUUGAACACGUGCGAAAACACGUGCCAAUACAUUUUAAAACCAAGACGGAAAAUGAUGAAUCCGUUUAAUUGAUAGAUUUUAUUAAAAUAUAUCAGUUUUAAUGUUUAUAUUAUUUAAAAGUUAUCUCCAGAAAGUCCUAAAGGAUUAUUUAAAAAUUAUCUCCAGAAAGUCCUAAAGGAUUAUUUAAAAAUUAUCUCCGAAAAGUCCUGCUUGCUUUCUGUGCAAUAUUAUACAGUUUUCUCUAUCACAACUUUUUUUCUGUUUUUUUUUUCUGGUAACUUGUGAAAGGAAUGGUUUCUCAUUUGACUCGAUAAAAUUGCGCCAAUCGUUCUUUCUUAGUUUUUCGUAGGGAUAUUGUAUAUAUAAUUUUUGUUUAUUUUGAAUAAGAGGCUGCAAGCAGGUUUAUUCAGCAGACUUUCUUUCCACUCAAAUGGAUAGGAUUGACGUAAUAUUCUGUUUCACUAUCGAAGUCCAUGAUAACCAAUAAAAAACCAGUUUAUGCCUUGCUCAAUCAUGUCAAAAAUACGACAUUAGUUACUGUAUUGAUUUAAAAACGAGUUUGUUUAUUCCUGGAAAUGGUUGUAAAUAAUCAAUUUGUUGAGAAAUCUUUAAAAUUGUGAUGUUAAUAUUUUUGUAGAGUCAGCCUAACUUUUGUAUGGUCAAAGCAAGCCAAAAAUUAUUACAAAA